AUGGUAGGACUGGUGGCGCAACCGGAGCCGCCGCUAGGAGAACAUGGCGGGGGAGUGAGGCGAGCCACCAGCAGCUCCCCGGUGUUGUUACCCGGGUGCGUCCCGCCCACUUCCGCCCCCGCGCCAACCGCCGUGCGCGGACGGCGCCAGCGUCUCGCCUCUCUGCCCCGCCCCGCCAAUCGCGGGAGAGCAGCAGCCUCUCUGCCCCGGCUCCAGCCAAUCGAAAGCGACACAAACACUCGGGGCCACUCCUCCCUUAGGGGCCGCCCAAUCCGGGCCGGCACGCCCCCCCGGUCUCCGAGUCACGGGCUUGCAGUGCGCGGCAGGCGGGCGGUGCUCCACCGGCCAAUCGGGAUCCGCACGAACAGCCGAGGCCACGCCUCCCCAGGCGCCUCAGCCAAUCGCGGGAGACGUAAACAGGCGUCGGCGCGCCCCCGGUGGGCGGUGGCAGCGGGUGGGCACGCGUCGCUCGCCAUGGAGGAGCCGGGCCCGGCCGCGGCGCCGCCGGAGGGGCGGGGGCGGGACGAGCGGAGCCUGGAGGCGCUCAGCCUGGCUGGCGGCGGAGGGGCGGCGGUGGCGGGGCGGCAGCUAUCGGAGGGGCGGCGGGCGACGCUGGCGAGCGCCCUGGAACUGGAGGGGACGGUGCUGCGCGAAGGGCGCCUCACCCAGUUCGUAGCCAACAACCUGGAGCGGCGGAUCCGGCUGAGCGGCGCCCCGCGGGGCGAGCCUCCGGCGGGGGGCGGCGGGUCCUCCAUCCCCGCCAUCGACCCCGGGGCGCUGCAGGACGUGGUAGCCCUGGCCGGGCAGGUGGCGGCGCAGGUGGACGAGCUGCUGCGGAACGUGCACUGCGGGCUGCAGGCGCUGACGGCGCUCAGCGUCGGCUGCAUCCAGACCUACCGCGACGGCGUGGAGAGCCUGGGCGAGGCGGCCGACCUCAGCAUCCGCGCCAUGUACGCGCUGGUGGCGCGCUGCGAGGAGCUGGACCGCGCCAUGCAGCCCGUGCCCGCCCUGGCCAAGCGCAUCCGUGACAUGAAGGGCACGCUGGAGCGGCUCGAGGGGCUCUGCAAGUAGCUGCUCCCGCCGCCGCUCCUUCCGUGCCGGCGGCGGGGGCCUGGGGCUGCUGCUCUCUCGCUCCGGCGGCCCCACCGCUCACGGCGUCCGCAGCUCCCACCUGCACAUCCUCGCUCGCUCUCCCCGUGCGUGACUUGCCGGCAGCAGUGGCCAGAUCGCCUGGGUUGAUCUGGACGAAGAGAAGUUUUUGCGGCGGACGAAGGAAAAAGUCCUGGUUGAAAACCGCGGGGUACAUGGCAGAUGGUGCUUUUUAGCUUCAGCUCCAUUAAAGAAUUUGGAUUCCACAUGCCUUACGCUUUCUAUUUAUUGAGGGCUAAGAGAAACUAACGAGUAUUAAUUAAAUAAUUAAAAGUAGAUUUUUUUUUUUUAAAUCAAAUACAAAAUUCUUGUGAGUACCUGCUUGAUGCUUACAGGCAUCUGUGCUUAUUUGUAGUUGAUUUGGAGCCUGAAGAGUAAUUCUCACCUAUGUUUUUAUAGCAAAUAAACUCACUGAACACCACUCUUUCUUACAGGACACAGUUUUAAGAUAAGAGUAAGUUUACAUAUAGCAAAGACACUUGUUUGCUGAGAAGAAUAUAAAGUCCAUGGAAGAUAAUUGAGAUUCAGAUAAGAACGCAUCAUGAGCAGAGUUCUAAAUAAAAGCUUUCAGAUGAAA
Molecule: messenger RNA, 1726 nt
Organism: Agelaius phoeniceus (red-winged blackbird)
Lineage: Eukaryota; Metazoa; Chordata; Aves; Passeriformes; Icteridae
Gene: BORCS6
Product: BLOC-1 related complex subunit 6
Biological process (GO): lysosome localization
Cellular component (GO): BORC complex
Source: RefSeq, a predicted model, not a curated record